Messenger RNA from Thunnus maccoyii (southern bluefin tuna), 1471 nucleotides. It is a transcript of the gene barx1, whose product is annotated as BARX homeobox 1. The transcript has 4 exons. Gene Ontology annotation, molecular function: DNA-binding transcription factor activity, RNA polymerase II-specific; DNA binding. The coding region runs from base 365 to 1111 and encodes 248 amino acids. Lineage: Eukaryota; Metazoa; Chordata; Actinopteri; Scombriformes; Scombridae. Gene Ontology annotation, biological process: regulation of DNA-templated transcription. The record is from RefSeq and is a predicted model, not a curated record.
CGGCUGACAAAUAGCUCCGACCUCCGCGGCUCACACACAGCGAGUGGGCAUGAGCACGACCGGGUUCGGGAGUUUCUGGUCAAAUGUUCGCUCUUGGUUCCUGAUUUUCUUUACAAACAGAAUCAAAUCGGGCCUUAAGUAACGCGUAAAACCCGAAGAGGACGCACAGACGCGCAGAGAAGUCGGCUACCUGCGUUUGACAUUUUUGUUCGAUUCAGACUCUGAGGAUAACUUUGAUCCACAGUGUUGAUCUCCGGACUAAAGAGGCACCGCAGGGGGAAUAUGAGAGCUGGUUUGGGCCACUGAGGGACUGAUCAUCGGUGUGCGCGCUUGGUGUCUUUAAAGGUGACCGCAAAGCCAGAUUAUGCAGCAUCCUUUGGACAUGGGGGCGCAUUACUAUCCUCCGGAAGUUCACCCGGAUCACAGAACUCAUCGCUACAGGAGUUUCAUGAUAGAGGAGAUCCUGACCGACCACCCGGAGCACAAAGCGUCGGCUCCGGCAGGGGAGCUCCUCAAAUUCGGGGUGCAUGCUCUCCUGUCCGCCCGGCCUUUCCAUAACCAGCUGGUACUGAAGGCCGACCAGACGAGCCUCCUCAAGUUCCCCUUAUCCCCGCUGUCCUGCUCGCUGGGAUCCCCGCUCGGCUCCCCGCUCUUGUCCGCGGCUCCGGGCCUGCAGGUCGGCGCGGCGUCUCACCACCUGCCGCUGGACCUCCACCUCCGCGGAAAGCUGGAGCACGGAGGGGACGGAAGCAGCAAGACCAAGAAGGGCCGCCGGAGCCGCACGGUGUUCACUGAGCUGCAGCUGAUGGGCCUGGAGAAGCGCUUCGAGAAGCAGAAGUAUCUGUCCACGCCUGAUAGGAUAGAUCUUGCUGAGUCUCUGGGUCUCAGUCAACUGCAGGUGAAAACAUGGUACCAGAACAGAAGGAUGAAAUGGAAGAAAAUAGUGUUGCAGGGAGGAGGCCUGGAGUCACCGACUAAACCAAAAGGUCGUCCGAAGAAGAACUCCAUACCCAGCAGCGAGCAGCUCUCUGAACAAGAAAGAUCUACUUCUGACGCUGACCGCCAGUCUGAAGGCUCUAGCUCCCACUCAGAGAACACUCAGGAGGAAUGACCCGGGCCGCAGUCUGCACAUACUCUGACUCUAAACGCAGAACCUCUGGGACGCUCUAUGUGCAUCUUUCUGGACAGGGCCAGAAUCCAAAAAAUGGCAGGGAGAAGAUGUGUGUGCUGCUCCCCUCCGGAAGCUGGACCGUCUGGUGCAGUCUCCUCAUGCAAAACCAAAGACUUGCAGGUCCUGCAGGGAGCCUUAACUGUACGAGUCCACAUCCUCCAACAGCCAUGUGUUUUUGUCAGUAGCCCUACCAUGCAUUCCCUCAUGAUGAACUUGCCGCUGUUGAGGAGGGAACUCAAACCUUUGCAGUAGGUCUACCCUUUAUAUUCUACGGAUCCACUCUCACUCAUCUGUUUUGCA